This is a messenger RNA of Eruca vesicaria subsp. sativa (arugula), 210 nucleotides long. NCBI's taxonomy places the organism in Eukaryota, Viridiplantae, Streptophyta, Magnoliopsida, Brassicales, Brassicaceae. The record is from the annotation of a GenBank genome assembly.
AUGGACUUUGAAGAUGAUUACCUACCCCAACAUGGCUCCAUCAGUGCUCUUGAUAUCCUGCGUGUCGAAUUCUCCUCUAAUGAUGUUCCUACCACACAUCAGAGUGGUGUUGAGCCUGCACACGUCAAACCUCUCGAUAUCGAUCCGCCAACUGACAGGGAUGUGAAUGCUAUGGAUAGAGAUGAUCAUGAGCGCCCCAGUCACCUAUAA